UAUCAGCGGCAAUGGGAAGAAGCACAGGCAGGUUUAACAGAUUUACUAGAAGUUGAAGAGGAAGAACUGAUAAAGAAAGAAAAGGAUCGUAUCACAGCUUUCCAAAAACUAGCGGUGCCUUAUGUUAAAUAUAUACAGAUCUUUCGGAAGUUAGAACAAGCUUAUGAUCAGAUAGUCCAUCCUCAAAAGCAUCGUUUGCUACGGCAUGUUUUGGAUGGCGUCAUUGGCAGGAUUAUCGAAAUGAAGCAUGGCAUGGUUAGCUUGGAACUUUCUGAAUUUCAUUACCUAGAUGAUGUACUAUCCGAUAUGAAACUCCAGCCGGCCGAUAUAGAGAUUCCAAUACCUCAUUAUUUUGUCAAUGAAAACUCUAAAGUUUUAAAGGAAAGAGAAAAGCUACUUGGCAUGAUAUUAGCUAAAUUAGGACCACAAGAUAAAACUGAUGUGAUAAAAAUGACAGUUGAGGAAGCAGUUAGAAUCGUUCAGAUUCACGAAAGGGCUAGGCAGGGUAGACUACGGGCCAAGUUUAUGAAAGAUAUAAGAGCUCAAGAAGAACGUGAAAGGCUUGCAGCCACUAAAGGUGCGCCUACAAUGGAUCAAAAUGUGGCUGCUUCAAUUCUGCAGAAAUUAUGGAGAGGCUAUUAUCAACGAAAGAGAGCUAGGGAACAACGAGAACAAGAAUUGAUAUUUCUUGGAAUGAAUACUCCACAGGCCUUAGCAAAGAAAACUGAGGCGCAACGACGAAUUGUCCAAGAUGAAUAUGAACGAGAAUAUCAGCAGGCUCAAGUAACUAUUAAAGAUAAAUUAAGAAAAACAGAAGGGCCGGAUAUGAAGGAAAGAAUGCAAGAUCAAAUUCGUCAAUGGUUUAUUGAAUGCCGUGACCGUGACGGGAAAUUUCCAGAUUUUCCUAUGGAAGAAGAAGGAGGAUCUAUGAGAAUUUUUGAAAAGAAAGAUCCUAAACAGGAUGAUGAAAAGAAUGGCAAAGGAAAAUCUGGAAAAGGCAGAAAAGGUGGCAAAGAUAAAAAGAAUCAAAACAAUAAGAAAACAAAAAAUAAAGACAAGAAAUUGAGGAAAAGUGGUAAAGGAAAGAAAAAGGAUGAUGACGAUGAGGGAUUUACCCUGCCCACUUCUAAGUUUAAAGACACAAUUGUAGAAGUAGAGAAAGGUUAUAAUGAUAUUUGGAAAAAUCGUGACGAAAGUAAUAAUUUUCAACAGAAACACGAUGUAGAGCUAGUAAAAGAAGGUCUCCGUGGAGAAGUGGAAGAAGAAGUUCGAAAACAAGUGGAUGAACUAAUGAGAGAAGAACUCAAAAACCUGAAAAUGGCAGUUGAACGUGAUAAAGGUCGAAAAGCGAAAGGUACCAAGAAAGGAAAGAAGAAGAAAGCUAAAAAAGGAAAAAAGAGAAGAAAAAAGAAGCGAGAAAAGGAUUUAACACAAGAUAGAACAAUAGAAUCCUUAUAUGAGGAAUUAGUAUUGGAAGGGAUCGUUGUAAGAUAUCCAAAAGCUCGAUUAAGAGAUUUUGAGGGAGAUUACAGUUAUCUAGGUACUACUCUACGCCAAGAAAAUAUUGAACCUAUGCCUUCUCUUUCGGACGUUAGGAGAGUAAUAACAGAAUACUGUAUACUUCCCUUAGGAUCACAGACUGUCCAUGAGAAUUGCACGAACGUUAAAUCAAUAUUACUAGUUGGACCUCGUGGAACUGGCAAAAAAUCACUCCUUCAUGCCAUUUGUACUGAAGCAGGAGCUAAUCUGUUCGAUUUAACGGCAACCAAUAUCGCCGGUAAAUAUCCUGGCAAGAGUGGAUUAGCAAUGUUGAUGCAUCUUGUUUUCAAGGUCGCUAGGCAAUUGCAGCCAUCUGUCAUUCAUAUUGGCGAUGCGGAAAGGACAUUCCUGAAAAAGGUCUUAAAAAAUGAUACGUCCGAACCAAGGCGUUUAAGGGUUGCCUUGCCAAGGCAGCUAAGAAGAUUAAAAGCCGAAGAUCGUGUUAUUGUAAUCGGGACAUGCAGACAACCAUAUGAUGCAAUGGUUAAGCCGUUAUGCCAUGCUUAUCAGAAGAUUUUAAUGAUCCCACGUCCAGAUUAUGCAUCUCGCUUUCUCUUGUGGCAUAAAAUCAUUGCCAAAAAUGGCGGCAAAAUAACACCGAUAUUGGAUAUAAGCUCUUUAUCGAAAAUAUCCGACGGCUAUACACCGGGGCAAAUUGGGGCAACCGUUACUCAGGUUCUAACAGAAAGACGUCUUCGUCAGUUGGCUAAGCGUCCCUUAACAGCAACAGAGUUCGUGGCUCCUCUGGCAAGAUUAGAUCCAAUAUAUAAAGAGGAAGAAGAAGCCUUAAAGAAAUGGUUCGAAAAAACUCCACUGGGUAGAAAGAGGCUUAGAAUGAUUAGAACAUUGCAAGAAGAUACCAACAAAAAGGGUAAAAAAAGUGUGAAAACAAAGAGGGCUAAAGGAAAGAAGAAAUGA
Messenger RNA from Trichoplax adhaerens, 2457 nucleotides. RefSeq lists its product as uncharacterized. The record is from RefSeq and is a predicted model, not a curated record. Lineage: Eukaryota; Metazoa; Placozoa; Uniplacotomia; Trichoplacea; Trichoplacidae. The annotation marks the transcript as partial. Gene Ontology annotation, molecular function: ATP hydrolysis activity; ATP binding; protein binding. The transcript has 24 exons.